UAUGGUAAUCGUGAGAUCACGGCAGCUCAGCUCAGAGUUGGUGAUACUGUUGAACGACAUUUGGAUGAUAACGAUAUUGUUCUUUUCAAUAGACAGCCAUCGUUACACAAAAUCUCAAUCAUGUCACAUCGGGCUAAAAUAGUCCCCGGGCGAACUCUGAGGUAUGGUAAUCGUGAGAUCACGGCAGCCCAGCUCAGAGUUGGUGAUACUGUUGAACGACAUUUGGAUGAUAACGAUAUUGUUCUUUUCAAUAGACAGCCAUCGUUACACAAAAUCUCAAUCAUAGUCAGAAGUUAA
Gongylonema pulchrum is the source of this 297-nucleotide messenger RNA. The record is from the annotation of a GenBank genome assembly. NCBI's taxonomy places the organism in Eukaryota, Metazoa, Nematoda, Chromadorea, Rhabditida, Gongylonematidae.